AUGAUAGAGGGAUUGAUGAAGAUGAUGAAGAUAGUUGUAGAUGAUAAUGUUGAAGAAGAUGAUGAUGGUGAUGAUGAUGACAAUAGUGGAACUGAUGAAGAUGCUGCCGAGGAGGGUGAAGACGGUGUAGAUGAUGAUGAUGGUGGGACUGAUGAAGAUGGUGCAGAUGAUGGGGUAGAUGGAGUGAAUGGUAGUAUUGAAGAUGUUCUUGAUGAUGUUAAUGUUGGUGGGGAUGGUGAUGAAGGCUGUGAGUUUGCUGAUAAUGUUAAGGAUGUGGAAGAUAAUGUAUUGGUUGUUGAUAUUGAGGGCUGUGCUUGUGAGAUUGAUGAUAAUGAUGAUAGUGGGACUGAUGAGGAUGUUGUGGAUGAUAGUAUUGAAGAUGUUUUUGAUGAUGAUGAUGAUAAUGUUGGUGAUGAAGAUGAUGUAGAAGAUAGUGUUAAAGAUGAUGACAAUAGUGGGAUUGAUGAGGAUGGUGAAGAUGAUGAGGAUCGUUUUGUUGAUUUUAUUAAAGAUGUAGUUGAUGAUGAUUUUAAUUCUGGCGAUGAAGCCUGUGAGUUAGCUAAUGAUGAUAAGAAUGAGGAAAAUGCUGAAGAGGUUGUUGAUAGUGAGGGCUGUGCUGGAAGGGUUGAUGAUGAUGGCAAUGAUAGUGGUGCUGAAGAUGAUGGUGACGGUGAUGAUGACGGUGUAGAUGAUAGUAUUGAAUAUGUUGUUGAUGCUGAUGUUAAUGUUGGUGAUGAAGAUAGUGGGGAUGGUGAGUUAGGCUGUGAGUUUGUUGAUGAUUGUACAGAUGAGAAAGAUAAUGUAGAGGUUCCUGAAAAUGAGGGCUGUGAUGGUGGGGUUGAUAAUGAUGAUAGUGGCAUUGACGAAGAUGGUGAAGAUGAUGAAGAUGGUGUAGAUGAUGAUGAUGGUGGGACUGAUGAAGAUGGUGCAGAUGAUGGCGUGGAUGGUGUAAAUGAUAGUAUUGAAGAUGUUGUUGAUAGAAUUGAAGAUGUUAUUGUUGAUAAUGAUGAUGUUAAUGUUGGUGGUGAAGAUGGUGGAGAUGACGAUGGGCGCUGUGAAUUUGCUGAUGAUGGUAAUGAUGAGGACAAUGAUGUAGAGGUUACUGAUAAUGAGGGCUGUUUUGAUUGGGCUGAUGAUGAUAGUGGGACUGAUGAGGAUGAGACUAAGGAUGAUGAAGAUGGAGAAGUUGAUAGUAUUGAAGAUGGUGGUGUUGAUGAUAAAGGUGAUUGUAAUGUUGGUGAUGAAGAAGGUCUAGAUGGUAAUGUUGCAGAAGAUGAUGAUGAUAGUAGUGGGACUGAUGAAGUUGCUGCUGAGGAUGUUGAAGGUGAUGAGUUUUGUGUAGGUGAUAGUAUUAAAGAUGUUGAUGAUAACGGUGUUGUUGAAGAAGGUAGGGAUUGUGAUGAAGGCUGUGAAUUUGCUGAUGAUGGUAAUGAUGAGGAAAAUGAUGUAGAGGUUGCUGAUGUUGAAGGCUGUUUUGGUUGGGUUGAUGAUGAUAGUGAGACUGAUGACGAUGAGGCUGAGGAUGAUGAAGAUGGAGUAGUUGAUAGUAUUGAAGAUGGUGGUGUUGAUGAUAAAGGUGACGGUAAUGUUGGUGAAGAUGGUGUAGAUGAUAGUGUUGAAGAUGAUGAUGUUGACAAUAGUGGGACUGAUAAAGAUGGUGAAAAUGAUGAUGGUGUAAAUGAUAGAAUUGAAGAUGUUGAUGUUAAUGUUGGUGAUGAAGAUGAUGGGGAUGGUGAUGAAGGCUGCAAGUUUACUGAUGAUGGUAAUGAUGUGGAAGAUAAUGUAUUGGUUGUUGAUAGUAAGGGCUGUGCUGGUGAGGUUGACGAUGAUAGUGGGAUUGAUGAAGAUGAUGAAGAUAGUGUAGAUGAUAGUAUUGAGGAUGUGGAUGAUGAUGAAGAUGAUGGUAAUGUUAAUGAUGAAGAUUGUAAAGAUGAUGAAGAUGGUGUAGAUGAUAAUGUUGAAGAAGAUGCAGGGGGUGAAGAUGAUGACAAUAGUGGAACUGGUGAAGAUGGUGUAGAUGAUGAUGAUGGUGGGACUGAUGAAGAUGGUGCAGAUGAUGGUUUAGAUGGAGUAAACGAUAGUUUUGAAGAUGUUGUUGAUGAUGUUAAUAUUGGUGGGGAUGGUAAUGAAGGCUGUGAGCUUGCUGAUGAUUUUAAGGAUGAGGAAAAUGCUGCAGAGGUUUUUGAUAGUGAGGGCUGUGCUGGAAGGGUUGAUGAUGAUGGCAAUGAUAGUGGUGCUGAAGAUGAUGGUGACGGUGAUGAUGACGGUGUAGAUGAUAGCGUUGAAUAUGUUGUUGAUGCUGAUGUUAAUGUUGGUGAUGAAGAUAGUGGGGAUGGUGAGUUAGGCUGUGAGUUUGUUGAUGAUUGUACGGAUGAGAAAGAUAAUGUAGAGGUGGCUGAUAAUGAGGGCUGUUUUGGUUGGGUUGACGAUGAUGAUGAUGAUGAUGAUAAUGUUGGUGAUGAAGAUGAUGUAGAUGAUAGUGUUAAAGAUGAUGACAGUAUUGGGAUUGAUGAGGAUGGUGAAGAUGAUGAGGAUCGUUUUGUUGAUUGUAUUAAAUAUGUAGUUGAUGAUUUUAAUUCUGCCGAUGAAGCCUGUGAGUUAGCUGAUGAGGAUAAGGAUGAGGAAAAUGCUGCAGAGGUUGUUGAUAGUGAGGGCUGUGCUGGAAGGGUUGAUGAUGAUGGCAAUGAUAGUGAUGCUGAAGAUGAUGGUGACGGUGUAGAUGAUAGUGUUGAAUAUGUUGUUGAUGCUGAUGUUAAUGUUGGUGAUGAAGAUGGUGGGGAUGGUGAGUUAGGCUGUGAGUUUGUUGAUGAUUGUACGGAUGAGAAAGAUAAUGUAGAGGUGGCUGAUAAUGAGGGCUGUUUUGGUUGGGUUGACGAUGAUGAUGAUGAUGAUGAUAAUGUUGGUGAUGAAGAUGAUGUAGAUGAUAAUGGUGGAGAUGACGAUGUGCGCUGUGAAUUUGCUGAUGAUGGUAAUGAUGAGGACAAUGAUGUAGAGGUUACUGAUGAUGAGGGCUGUUUUGAUUGGGUUGAUGAUGAUAUUGGGACUGAUGAGGAUGAGACGGAGGAUGAUGAAGAUAGAGAAGUUGAUAGUAUUGAAGAUCGUGGUGUUGAUGACAAAGGUGAUUGUAAUGUUGGUGAUGAAGAAGGUCUAGAUGGUAAUGUUGCAGAAGAUGAUGAUGAAAGUAGUGGGACUGAUGAAGUUGCUGCUGAGGAUGUUGAAGAUGAUGAGUUUUGUGUAGGUGAUAGUAUUAAAGAUGUUGAUGCUAACGGUGUUGUUGAAGAAGGUAGGGAUGGUGAUGAAGGCUGUGAAUUUGCUGAUGAUGGUAAUGAUGAGGACAAUGAUGUAGAGGUUGCUGAUGUUGAAGGCUGUUUUGGUUGGGUUGAUGAUGAUAGUGAGACUGAUGACGAUGAGGCUGAGGAUGAUGAAGAUGGAGUAGUUGAUAGUAUUGAAGAUGGUGGUGUUGAAGAUAAAGGUGACGGUAAUGUUGGUGAAGAUGGUGUAGAUGAUAGUGUUGAAAAUGAUGAUGUUGACAAUAGUGGGACUGAUAAAGAUGGUGAAAAUGAUGAUGGUGCAAAUAAAGGUAGGGAUGGUGAUGAAGGCUGUGAAUUUGCUGAUGAUGGUAAUGAUGAGGACAAUGAUGUAGAGGUUGCUGAUGUUGAAGGAUGUUUUGGUUGGGUGGAUGAUGAUAGCUGUGAGUUUGCUGAUGAUGUUAAGGAUGUGAAAGAUAAUGUAGAGGUUGUUGAUAUUGAGGGCUGUGCUUGUGAGGUUGAUGAUAAUGAUGAUAGUGGGACUGAUGAGGAUGUUGUGGAUGAUAGUAUUGAAGAUGAUUUUGAUGACGAUGAUGAUGAUGAUGAUGAUGAUGAUGGUGAUAAUGUUGGUGAUGAAGAUGAUGUAGAUGACAGUGUUAAAGAUGAUGACUGUAUUGGGAUUGAUGAGGAUGGUGAAGAUGAUGAGGAUCGUUUUGUUGAUUUUAUUAAAGAUGUAGUUGAUGAUGAUUUUAAUUCUGGCGAUGAAGCCUCUGAGUUAGCUGAUAAUGAUAAGAAUGAGGAAAAUGCUGCAGAGGUUGUUGAUAGUGAGGGCUGUGCUGGAAGGGUUGAUGAUGAUGGCAGUGAUAGUGAUGCUGAAGAUGAUGGUGAAGUUGGGAUGGUGAGUUAG
Sinocyclocheilus anshuiensis is the source of this 4155-nucleotide messenger RNA. RefSeq names its product serine-aspartate repeat-containing protein I-like. The transcript is spliced from 5 exons. The record is from RefSeq and is a predicted model, not a curated record. The coding region runs from base 1 to 4155 and encodes 1384 amino acids. NCBI's taxonomy places the organism in Eukaryota, Metazoa, Chordata, Actinopteri, Cypriniformes, Cyprinidae.